Dufourea novaeangliae is the source of this 1588-nucleotide messenger RNA. RefSeq names its product voltage-dependent calcium channel gamma-7 subunit (gene Stg-1). Gene Ontology annotation, biological process: transmission of nerve impulse; regulation of AMPA receptor activity; postsynaptic neurotransmitter receptor diffusion trapping. The transcript is spliced from 8 exons. Lineage: Eukaryota; Metazoa; Arthropoda; Insecta; Hymenoptera; Halictidae. Gene Ontology annotation, molecular function: channel regulator activity; voltage-gated calcium channel activity. Gene Ontology annotation, cellular component: postsynaptic density membrane; AMPA glutamate receptor complex. The record is from RefSeq and is a predicted model, not a curated record. The coding region runs from base 1 to 1200 and encodes 399 amino acids.
AUGACAAGAGGGAGGCACGUGGUGAUGUCUUGUUGUUGCUGGUGCUGCGACGGCCUUGGCGGUGCCGGUUCCUCAAGUGCUGGUGCUGGGGGUGUUGUUACUGGUGCGACCGGGGGCAGUGUUGUCGUUAGCGGUGACGCCAAUAACACAGGCGGCGGUGGACUUGGUAUCGCUUCCGGUCUUUCGGCGAUGCUAUCGUUGGUUGUCGUCGCGGUGGCAAUCACAACGGGCGAGUGGCUUCUGACGGAGGAGAGACUUCCAAAAACUUCGACGAACACUUCCGUGGAGCCUGACAGUAAAGUUACCUACAGUGGUCUGUGGAGGGUCUGCGUUGCCAUAAGUUCCCGGAUGGAAUACGAGUGCUCGAGCAUCGACUAUUUCCCGAACGAGGAGUACAGUCCAGAUCCGAGCGAUUCAACCAUGGCAAUACCAUAUGCAGUUACCAAGUCGGCGAUGUUCUUUCUCGCUGCAACAUCGCUGCUGGUCGUGGCCGAAGUUUGUUACUUCACUGCUCACGUUACUCACCCGAGACACCGACUCUGCGUCUUUGUCGCCGGCGUGGUCUUCAUAGUUUCCGGUUUACUAAUGCUGGUGGGAAUGGUGAUGUACAUAUCUGUGUUCAAAGCUGAAGUUGGUAGUAAACUUAGGUCAAGGUCGUCGUUUCAGGGACCACCCUUUACCUACAGGUACGGAUUCUCAUUUCUGCUGUACGUGAGUGGUUUCAUCACGACCGAGGUCGCUGGCACUUACGCCAUUUUCUUGUAUAUUUCUUGGCACCAGAGGGAACUGGUACGAAGAGAUUCCAGGCGAAAAAAUUACGGGGGUGUGUAUCAUUUAGAAAAUCACCACGUACACCAUGGGAAUCACGCGACCAUUGGUCACAGUGGGUUUCUGUGCGAAAGGCAUCAGAAAAGAUAUUUCUUCGGCAGGGAUUCAGUGGACCAUGUCGACUUCGACGAAUUCCUGCCGCCUCCGCCGAAUUUGGACUAUCAUGAUUAUUCUAGGCAAUUUCCAAGGGAUCUCACCACUCAAACGGUCAGCACGACGGCCGACGUUCUACAGGAAGAGGAAGAAGAAUAUAGUCCAAGUGUUCACCAUGAGUUCGUGACUUUCGAUCUUGAUGAACCUCUACCACCGCCGCCACCAGUCAGAGGUAGCGAAUGGACUUUCGACACACUGAGGAAAACUACUCCUGUCUGAUACACCGUCAGAUACGCGCGGCUGGUGCAAAGCGUCGAGAGCGACGAGGAGGACGAAGCGGAAACCGAGAAGGACGACGACAUAGCCGGCGAUUAAACAGAUCGACUCGAUUCUUUUUAAUGAGAUCCCGCCACGCGAUCGCAAAUAUUUCAUUCGUCGGACUCACGACGACAGGCGGCACAAACGCGGAAGAUGUUUCAAAGAAAGCCACCGGAGAUAUCGAUCGUCGGAUUAUCGAAUUCGCGACUUUAAUCACCGACCCGUUAUCCGAGAAACUGUUCCAACGAACGAUAAUUCCGUUCUGUCUGAACCAUGAGAAAUAAGUGAAUAGAAACACUCGUAUUACCUCAGUAAACAGUGAAGUGCAGCUAUUUCAUUUGACAACUGU